UGCUGGAGGGACGGCGCGUCGGUGCAUUUUGCCCGUACAGAACUCGCGUGGAGUGCGCGCGUGUUUAGACUCGAGAGUUUUUUUGCGCUCAUAAUAUACCCGAUGACGCGAGUGUACCGACACGAUGUGAUUGCAACGUUCUACGGUCCACUCUAAAAGUAUGCUACACAUGCAUUGUUAUGAAUAAUCUCCUCCACGAUAUCAUCGAGAUCAGUGUACUACAAGUGUUGUCCCACAAGUGCUGCAUGAAAGUGAAAGCUUAUCAUCCCUGUAUGCCAACAAAAGCAUGACAAGUCAUCAGAGCAAUUAAGCGCAAGACACCCAGUCGGCCAAUAUGUUAUUGAGCACCAUCGCCAUUUUGGCAUGUAUGGAUCUACUGACAACGGCCGAUGGACAGCGAAGCAGAUAUUUCGCUUCUGCUAAUCCGGAGGCGAUGAUGAAAUCCGACAUGGCCGCAAUUCCGAUACGUACCAUUGCGGUGCAAGGAGUGGGAGGUCAAACGGCUACUCUUCCAUGCGAUAUACAACCCCAAGAGAGCAACGACUCCGUGACGAUGGUGCUCUGGUUCAAAGACUCCACCCGCGAGCCAGUCUACAGUUACGACGCUAGAAAUCUACAUCUCGGCAAAGUCAAGUAUUGGAGCGCAGAACAUUUUUGGGGUAAUCGAGCAACGUUUCGAACAAAACCGUCGGGUGAAUUAGUGAUAAAAGAUGUGAGGGAAGGCGAUGCCGGAGAGUUCAGGUGCCGAGUGGACUUUCGAAAUUCGCCAAGCAAAAAUCAAAAAGUUAAUUUUACAAUAAUAGUUCCAGCGUCAAAGCCGAUAAUCUACGACACCAAGGAGCGGGACAUGAGCAAGCACGCGGAGGCUUAUCCGGAAGGCAGCGAUCUCGAGCUCAUCUGCGAGGUUCGCGGCGGUAAACCGAUACCAAAAGUCUCUUGGUUCCUCGAGUCGCAAUUAAUCAACUCAACUUCGGAAAUACGUCAGGUGCAGAGCCAAAAUUCCGUACCUUAUCAUUCAUCGAUGUCAACUUCGUCGUUAUCCUCGUCGUCAUCGUCAUCAUCGUCGUCAUUGUCCUCGUCGUCAUCGUCGUCGUCAUCGUCGUCGUCGUCGUCGGCGUCAUCGCAGCCUUCCACAUUGUCAUCGUCAACAAGGGACUCGACCAAAUUCAAAUUAUCCACGACGUUGAUUAUCAGCAGGGUGACCAUUAAAAAUUUGAAACGUAGCCAUCAUCACGCCAAAGUAUCUUGCAGGGCGAGUAAUACACCCUUGGCAGCACCUCAAACGACCACAAUCACGAUAUCCUUGUACAUGAAACCCUUGGAAGUUAAAAUAAUCAAUAAGACGCAGUUCGUUUCGUCGAGCAGGAGGUACCAGACCGAGUGCAAAAGUAGCGGCUCGAGGCCGGAAGCCACUCUAACUUGGUACAAAGGCUCGAAAACGUUGAAAAAUUUAUCCAAAGACUUUCACAAAGACGGCAUGAGCGUGAGCAUACUCGAAUGGCAGCCAGACGCCGAGGACGAAGGCAAAUAUCUUACCUGUCGUGCGGAGAACCGACAUCUGCCGGAUGCCGUUAUUGAGGAUAAAUGGAAGCUCAAAGUUCAUUUUGCACCCAUCGUACAGCUGAGAGUGGGCUCUUCUCUCGAUCUGAAAGGCAUCAAAGAAGGCGACGAUGUUACUUUCGAGUGCAACGUCAGAUCGGUGCCUAGGAACUUCAAGUUAUCAUGGUUUCACGGAAAUAAAGAACUGCGCCACAAUGCCAGCGCCGGGGUGGUACUAUCCGAUCAAUCUCUCGUGCUCCAGGGAAUAAGCCGAGAGGCAGCGGGUAACUACAGCUGCGUGGCAACCAACUCCGAGGGACGCAACAGAUCCAACCUAGUUCCUUUGCGCGUCAUGUAUGCGCCGACGUGCAAGCAGCUGAGACCUUUGGAGCCUCACGAGAUCGACGACGACAACGACGACGACGAAGAGGAAGAGAGGGACGAGGAGGAGGAUGCCGAAGAAAAUAUGAACGCCCUCGUGGACUUUGAGAACGAGGAAGAGCAGGAGAGGAGGUCGAGGAGGCGCUCGCGGCGGAAACGGCUGCUCAAGCUGCUCUGCGCCAUCGAGGCCAAUCCGCGGAGCGUCCAGUUCUACUGGAGCUUCAACAACACGAUCCUGGAGCCGGCCCAGAAUCUGCCCGACAAGCGUUUCCGCAGCGAGGGUCUGGUCAGCCGACUGAGCCACUCGCUCGACACCGAGCAGGACUACGGGACCUUCAGCUGCUGGGCCAGCAACGAGAUCGGCCAGUCCAAGCAAGCCUGCGUUUACCACGUGCCGGAACCGAUGAAGCCCGAGGCCCUGCAGAACUGCACGGCGCGCAAUCAGAGCGGCGCCUGGAUCAGGAUCUCGUGCUACGAGGGCGCGGACGGCGGACUGCCCCAGCGCUUCGUGGCGAGCGUCGACGAGCUCAGCUGGGAGUCGGACACGCCCGAGUGGCGGCUGGAGCUGCGCAAGCCGAGCAGCCGCGUCGUGCUGUUCGCCGUCAAUGCUCGGGGCACCAGCGAGCCCGUCGUGCUCGAGGGCAUUGUCUACAGGGACGUCGCCAAGUUUACGGGUGAAACGGGCCUUCCUCUCGACAUAUCGCCCAUUCUGAUCGGCCUGGGUGGCACCGCCACGGGAUUAGGUCUUAUCGUGACGGGUGUAUUAAUGGCGCUUUGGAGAAAACACGCGGCCAUGGGCGGCAGCGGUACCGGUGGCUCGGGCUCCUCGCCGAGCAAACCAAAAGCUCUUCAGCAGCAUCAGCACCAACAGCAGCAUCUGCAUCAGCCACCGAGCAUUGCCACGUUUGCGGUCAAAGGCGUCGAGGAGGAGGAUGGAAAUCCCGAUCUCAUACCGACUACGGCGCUAACCAAUAAUUAUGCAGAUCGCAAGCUCUCCGUUUACGGAUCGCUGCCGAGAAGGACGAUGUGGGGAGACGAUCCCCACAUGCCGCCAAGAGUUUUGCAGGAUAUCGACUAUCCCAGAGCAGCGCCUAAUACUUACCACAGCUUACAAAGACCAACUCGUUACACUGCCGAUACGAUAGUCAGACAUGCAACCGUCCAAGAAAGUUGUAUCUAAAACAAAAAUUUGACGCAGAAGAGUGCAUUGCGUAUAUAAAUUGUACAUAUACAUAAUUCGUUGACGAGCUCGCUAUUGCGUGAGUACGAGACGAGACUGAAACCUAUGAAUU
Molecule: messenger RNA, 3212 nt
Organism: Trichogramma pretiosum
Lineage: Eukaryota; Metazoa; Arthropoda; Insecta; Hymenoptera; Trichogrammatidae
Exons: 15
Coding region: 335-3100 (921 amino acids)
Source: RefSeq, a predicted model, not a curated record